GAGCAUAUGCUGCUCCUUUUUCCUCCCCAUGGCAGUUUUACGCCCCAAACUGUAAAUAAUAUUUUGUCCAAUCAGCCCAACAAAGCUCGUACCCUCGAGAAACACUUUUGAUGACUGCCAUAUGCUUUCUUAAUCGCCUUUGCGAUCGCUUGUAGAAGUCGCUUCCUUUGUGUUGGUUUCUUUUGCAACACUUUUCGAGACAAUGGAGUCUCUUCGCCAUCAGCGCUUGCAGCCCGGUAUCGGAUACGGAGCGAGCGCGACAGGGACUCUCCGUUCCCUGCGGCCCGGUGUUACCGGUACCCUUUCUUCGGCGCAGGGUUCACACGUCUCGGUGUCUGCCUCACCGGGGCCGCCGCCACCCCCACCACCACUUCAGCUCCACAGCCUCGGGUCCGGUUUUAUGGGCAGCGGGUUCGGGUCGGUGGACAUGGCGGCGGGUCUGGGUCUGCCCAACCCCACCAACCCGGCGGUUCUGAGGGAGGCUGUGGACGCCGUGGUGCGGAGCUUCGCCAAACACACGCAGGGAUACGGCAGAGUGAACGUGGUGGAGGCUCUGCAGGAGUUCUGGCAGAUGAAGCAGUCCCGAGGCGCUGACCUGAGGAACGGAGCUCUCGUGGUCUAUGAAAUGGUCCCGUCCAACAACCCUCCAUACGUCUGCUACGUCAGUCUCCCCGGCGGCAGCUGCUUCGGCAGUUUUCAGUUCUGCCCGACCAAAGCUGAGGCAAGACGCAGCGCAGCCAAAAUCGCCCUGAUGAACUCUGUUUUCAAUGAGCAUCCGUCGCGACGCAUCACUGAUGACUUCAUAGAGAAGAGCGUGUGUGAGGCGCUGGCUUCUUUUAACGGAAACAGAGAGGAAGCUGAUAAUCCAAGUACAGGCAUUGGCGCUUUUCGGUUCAUGUUAGAGUCCAAUAAAGGGAAAUCAAUGCUAGAGUUCCAGGAAUUGAUGACAGUUUUCCAGCUUCUCCAUUGGAAUGGAAGCCUCAAAGCCAUGAGAGAAAGACAGUGUUCCCGUCAGGAAGUUCUGGCUCAUUACUCCCACCGAGCACUGGACGAUGACAUGCGCACACAGAUGGCCGCCGACUGGGUGAGUCGAGAGCACACUUUAUCCGGGACUAUCAAUCGAGAGAUGGCGGCGACAGAGCGCGAGCUGGAGGAGGCGCGUCUGGCAGGACGAGAGCUGCGCUUCUAUAAGGAGAAGAAAGACAUUCUGCUGAUGGCGGUGGGGCAGUUAGGUGGGUCUAACACUACAACCCUGCCCUGCACAUGCUGAAGAGUCCGAAGACGCAGCCUAUGAUUGUACCAGACAGCACUCCAAAACUCAAUCUGUCUUUUAUAUAUGUGUGCGUAUGUGUGUGUUUGUGUGUAAGAGUCAGCAUUUUGAAUUAUUAUGCAGGCAAAAACCAUCAUGAUGAAUGAUAUUUGUUUGUUUGAGAUCUGAAUAUGUAAGGAGUUUUGAACUUGAAUCUAAAUCAAGUGCUAUAUUUCUAUUAUUACUAUACCAGUAUUAUCCUCCAGUGUUAUCGAUCGACUGUACUAGCACAUGGACCGACUCUAGCUAUGUUUCUGUCCAUGUAUUUUUGAAUAAUUUUAGA
This is a messenger RNA of Danio aesculapii, 1592 nucleotides long. RefSeq names its product limb and CNS expressed 1 like (gene lix1l). Gene Ontology annotation, cellular component: cytoplasm. Bases 203 to 1270 code for a protein of 355 amino acids. NCBI's taxonomy places the organism in Eukaryota, Metazoa, Chordata, Actinopteri, Cypriniformes, Danionidae. The record is from RefSeq and is a predicted model, not a curated record. The transcript is spliced from 6 exons. Gene Ontology annotation, biological process: autophagosome maturation.